AGGAUCAUGGCCAGGACCAAGCAGACCGCUCGUAAAUCCACCGGAGGGAAAGCUCCCCGCAAGCAGCUGGCUACCAAGGCCGCAAGGAAGAGCGCUCCCGCCACUGGUGGGGUGAAGAAGCCUCACCGCUACCGUCCAGGUACAGUGGCUCUCCGUGAGAUCCGCCGCUACCAGAAGUCCACCGAGCUGCUGAUCCGGAAGCUCCCCUUCCAGCGCCUGGUGAGAGAGAUCGCCCAGGACUUCAAGACCGAUCUUCGCUUCCAGAGCUCGGCGGUCAUGGCCCUGCAGGAGGCCAGCGAGGCUUACCUGGUGGGACUCUUUGAGGACACAAAUCUGUGCGCCAUCCACGCCAAGAGGGUCACCAUCAUGCCCAAAGACAUCCAGCUGGCCCGCAGGAUCCGUGGGGAGCGAGCUUAGAUAUAAUCGGGACCCGCAUACAACACAAAGGCUCUUCUCAGAGCCACCUAAUUCUCCAUA
Molecule: messenger RNA, 477 nt
Organism: Hyla sarda
Lineage: Eukaryota; Metazoa; Chordata; Amphibia; Anura; Hylidae
Product: histone H3
Exons: 1
Coding region: 7-417 (136 amino acids)
Cellular component (GO): nucleosome
Molecular function (GO): structural constituent of chromatin; protein heterodimerization activity; DNA binding
Source: RefSeq, a predicted model, not a curated record